Xyrauchen texanus (razorback sucker) is the source of this 3737-nucleotide messenger RNA. RefSeq names its product NLR family CARD domain-containing protein 3-like. Bases 327 to 2627 code for a protein of 766 amino acids. NCBI's taxonomy places the organism in Eukaryota, Metazoa, Chordata, Actinopteri, Cypriniformes, Catostomidae. The record is from RefSeq and is a predicted model, not a curated record. The transcript is spliced from 7 exons.
CUUUAAGGAAAUAAGGAAGUUCUCAAGUAGCAUACUUAAAACAGAAUGUCAUUUUGAUCUGUCAAGCUUUUGGGACAAUUGGUCCAAUUAAUACUGCAUGAGCACGGAGCUGUAGAAGCACCCUGGCCUAUUAUCAUCAACAGAAGAAAACACUGAAACGAUGUAUUUUUUUUUUUUUUUAAAGAUUUGUCUGAAAGUUAAACCAACUGUUUUUGGUGUGUUUGUUUCAUCUCCCGGAACUUCUGUAUGGCGAGAGGACUGCUUGGUAAAUUGGGUGUAAAGUUUAAGCUUUCUCUGACAAACGUGAAAAACGUUGCAAGUCCGAGAUGGAUGAUGACGCAGUGGACAUGGCGUCAGACAACAGUCUGCCACUUGGAAUCGGGGCUUCCGCCUUCGGGAGUGAACAUGGAGAUGAAGAGGAGGACGUUAUUCCUCAAAGAACACUUCCAUUUAACCUCGGAUACUCCGAGCCUUUGGGACAACACGUGGAGAGGGCAGAGUCCCCUGCUUCCAGCUAUGCCUCCAUGCACAGUGACCUCUGUGCAGAAACAUGGGAAGACCAGGAAGUGCCUGACACGCUGGUUAAGUUGGUCAGACGGGACUCGUCUGCCUCUAGCAGUAAUUCCUUUAACAGUGAUGAGGACUUUGAGGGCAAUGCUGAAGAAAGCUCACAGAAGAAGAGCAGGACUAAAGAAGCAGCCCUGAAAAAACAAAGUGCUCCUGCUUCUGUAAAACCAGAGCUGCAAGUAGAUCCCAAUGAGAAAAGGCACCCAGCAAUGACUGUGGAUUUUGCUUUUAAGGCCCUCACAAUGUGCCUGCAGAAACUUGCAGUGGAUGAAUUAAAGUUUUUUAAAAAACUGCUGUGGGAAAGAUAUCCUGAAUGCUUUCGUGAUCCCAUGGAGGGACUUGAUCUUGUGGAUCUGGUGGAUAAAAUGCUGGAACUCUGUGAUAUUGAGGUGUCCCUGAAAAUCACGCUUGUACUCCUUGGAGACAUGAACUUAAAAAAGCUGUCUGAAUAUCUGCAAGGUCUAUGCAAAAGAAAUGAAGUGCGAUUUGAGUUGAAAUUGACUCUUAAGAGGAAGUAUGAGAUGGUAUAUGAGGGUUUAAUGCAACAAGGGCAGCCUGUCAACUUUGAGUCUGUCUAUACAGACCUUUACAUUUCUGAUGGCAUUAAUGCUGCAGUGAAUUCUGAGCAUGAGUUUAGAACAAAGAUAGAAGAGCUCCAAGAAACUGGCAAAGUGAAUAGAAAACCAUUGUCCUCAAAGGACGUUCUCGCCCCAGAAAUGGUGAGGUCAAGGCAUGUAAGGUCGGUGUUAUCUAAAGGAAGCCCAGGAAGCGGCAAAUCAUUUGCAGUGCAGCGGUUCAUUCUUGACUGGGUGGAUGGAAAAGUGCACCAAGAUAUUUUCUUUCUCCUGCCUCUUCACUUCAGGGAACUGAACCAGAUGCAAGAUGGAGAGUACACACUCAUGACCCUAGUGAACACCUUCUAUCCAGAGAUGAAGGGUGUGGAGACUCUUGAUUUUGAGGACUGCCCAGUUAUGUUCAUAUGCGAUGGACUAGAUGACAGUCAAAUCCUGUUUGAUUUCCGGAAAACUGUGUAUUGGUGUGAUGUAACUAGGCCUGCAAGCGUGCAAGUGUUGAUCACCAACCUCAUCAGGGGUAACCUGCUCUAUCACAGCUCUAUUUGGGUCAUUUCAAGGCCAGGAGCUCUUGAUGUAGUCCCACUAGAACAUGUCCAACAACUUCUGGAAGUCCGAGGCUUUGACACUGAUCAGAGAGAGGCUUAUUUCAGGAAGACAAUCAGAGACCAACAACUGGCUGAGAGAGUGAUUGCUCACCUCAAGUCAUCAAAGACACUAUACAUCAUGUGCCACUUACCACUGUUCUGCUGGGUGGCAUCUAAAGUUCUGCAGCGACAGUUCCAGUCUCUUCCACCAACAGGAGAGCUGCCCAAAAGUCUUACCAAUCUGUAUACCAGUCUGCUGCAUCUUCACACUCAAAUUUGUGUUCAAAAACUGCAAAACGAUCCAACCAAAGAGACCAAAGGUCUUACUGCUGAGCAGUUGCUCACCAAGCUUGCAAAUCUGGCCUACAGCAUGCUUGAGAAGGACCAGUUUCAGGUGGAAAAAGAACACUGGGAAGAGAUCGAGAUUGACUCUUACCCUGCCGUGGUCUGCUCUGGUCUCUGCUCUGAGUAUUACAGAGAGAAGUAUGUGAUUUAUACAGAGAGGGUAAGCAGCUUUUCCCAUCCGACCAUUCAAGAAUUCUUUGCUGCUCUUCAUGUUUUCAUCUCUUUCAAGAAACUUGGGAAGAACAUCCUUGAGCCUAACAAGUUUUCCAAAAAGGUCUUGAAGGUUUCUUUGGCAGAGCUUCUUAAGAGUGCAGUUGACAAAGGAUUAAACUCCAAAAAUAACAACUUUGACAUUUUUCUGCGGUUUCUUCUGGGUUUGUCAGUGGAGGCCAACCAGGAGCUGCUCAAAAACGUCUUCCAGAUUCCAACUGGAUCAAGCCAGCAGGCACGGGAAGAGACAACUCGCUAUAUUAAAAAAAAAAUUAAAGAAAAUCACUUCCCUGAUAAAACAGAAACCUUGUUGCGAUGCAUUGAUGAACUUAACCCCCAGCUUUAGCAUUGACUUGUUUGUUAAAAUAGGAGGAAAUGCUAACAUUAAAGUCUCAUGAUGAACCUCUGAGAGUGAUGGUGUGAUAUAAAUUUGUUUCAUGCCACAAGAGUGAGGUGUUAGAAAAAUAUCAAUGAAAAUGCAUCCAGGUAUUCAUAGAAUGUCUUGUAGAAUGUAUUUUGUAUUUUGGGGUAUAACCACUGCCUGCAGGAGGUGAAGUCACCAGAAGUAUUUGAACGGCCAUCUUGUCAUAGAGCAUCAAUGACUGACCCGUUUCAAUGUUUCUGAUCUCUGGAUACGACAGUCCCAUUUCGCCCGCUAGUGAUAAUCAUGUUUAAUGUUUAAUUUGCUUGUUAUGGAUAAUAUUCAUUAUGAGGGAGAAUAUAUAUAUAUGCCGGUCAGAUCAUUCAACAGCCCCAGUGUUCAGUCUAUCAGUGCAGCACAACAAUCACCAUAGGAAGCAGGAAAAAUGUCCUCAAGUUGAAAUGAAGUGACUUUAAAAAAGUCAGACCGUGAUUUCUAAAUCGCCUUAAAUGCUUUCAUAUUGAAGUGCUCUCUGUAGUCAUACAUAGAUACAUGUCAUAAAUAUGUGUUUGUUUGCCAUUUAAACCUAGCAUAUCAGUUUAAUCUUAACAACUUUUGCUUUGCAUGUCUCCGAGAGUGUCCGCUAUGCAUUUGAUAGAGAGAGAGUGAACGUGCUCUUUUUCAAGUGACCACGAGAACAAGGCACUUUUUUGAUAAAAACAUAAAACAAGUAACUCUGAACAAACACUUUGAUAUUCACAAUAAAUAAGUCUGAAAAUGUCUGUUUGUAUCUUACAUCAGUUUCUGUGAACUUAUAUAAAUUCAGCUGAACUGUUUGCUGAUGAAGUUUGUUGGAGGUGGAUACUGUUUGUUAUACAUAACUCACUCUGGCUUUCAAGAAGCAGGAAUAAAAUCCCAACUUUAAAUAAAUAAUUACACGUAUAGGACAUUUACGUUGUAGGGAUGUACAUGCAGAUUUCAGAUAUAAAAUUGGUGAUUGAUGUUUAUUCGCCAAAAAAUUUAAUUAGUGAAUUCUUUUUUUUUAACAAUGUGUAAAUUAUUUUAUACAUUUAUUUUUCCUUUUAAAAAAUCCUA